AUGAAUUAUAGACCACCGGUAUCAUACUUUUUCGGCAUCAUAGAAAUUGGCCAGGUCCCAGAGGAGGAUUCAUGUACGUCUAUCUCCCGUACCCACUUGCAGUGCUACUGAAAUCUGAUCCUCUCUUCUUUCCUUCUCACUUGAGGGACCUUCCGCUCGGAACAACUAAUCUGAAACUCUUAAAGACCCUCUGGAUUUUGCUUCAUUUUCUUUUAAUUGAUAAUGGCUUUGUUUACUGAUGGAUUCUUGUUCAUGGUAUCUGUGAAUCCAAGGAAAAGAAUUUUCUUUUCUAUUUUCAAUUUCUAGUAUUAAUAUCUUUCUGAUCAAUGGUCUGGAGAUGGGAGAUUGGUUGCUCAGAUUAUGCAGAUAAGAGAGUUCUUAUCUUCUUAUGGGGCCAUUUUUGGAUUGCUGUUAGAGCUUCUGCAGUUUCAGUAAGAUGGUAUGCUUAAAAUUUCUUUAAAAGGUUCCUUGACAAACGAGUCAAAUUUGUGGGAUUACUGCUUCAAAUUUCAUCAUCUUGCAGGGUUAAGUUUGGGGCCUUACGUAUCUAUUUCCUCAAAAGCUUUUUUAUUUCGGGUUUUGAUUUGGCUCUCCUAUGUGGCUUCCUGAAACUGAUUUUAGCUUCAUUAGUGGUUAAGGUUUUCCUUCUUCGGAGUCUUGGAUUCAAGAGAAGAGAUUCAGAAAGAUUCUAGGAAACUUUACGUGGAUCUAUGAUUUGAAUUUGUGAUGGGUAGCAAGUCUAAGACAAUUGUUUGGUUUAGGAGGGAUCUCAGAAUUGAAGAUAACCCAGCAGUAGCUACGGCUGCUAGAGAAGGCUCCGUUCUGCCUGUUUUUAUCUGGUGCCCUAGAGAAGAAGGCCAGUUCUACCCCGGCCGAGUUUCAAGGUGGUGGUUGAAGCAGUCUCUUGCCCACCUGGAUCAGUCCCUGAAAUCUCUUGGGGCUCCACUUGUGCUGGUCAAAGCUGAGAGCACUCUUGCUGCUCUUUUGCGGUGUAUCGAGGCUGUUGGGGCGACCAAAGUAGUUUAUAACCAUCUCUAUGAUCCUGUUUCCCUUUCCCGGGAUAAUAGCGUCAAACAGAAUCUGGUAGACUUAGGAAUUUCUGUGCAAAGCUUUAAUGGAGAUUUGUUGUAUGAACCAUGGGAGGUGCACGAUGAUAAGAGACAUGCUUUUACAACCUUCAAUGCAUUCUGGAAUAGGUGCUUGCUUGGACCAACUGAACCUGCUUUGCUUCUUCCUCCAUGGAAGUUGGUGCCAUCUGCAGGGAAAGUUGAAAGCAAUUCACUUGAAGAGCUGGGUCUUGAAGAUGAAUCUGAAAAAUCUAGCAAUGCCUUGCUGGGAAGAGCAUGGUCUCCAGGCUGGAGCAAUGCAAAUAAAGCUCUAAUUGAUUUUAUUGAUCAUCAUCUACUUAACUACUCAAGAAACAGGACCAAGGUGGAGGGAGACUCCACAUCACUUUUGUCACCAUAUCUACAUUUUGGGGAACUAAGUGUGAGAAAAGUCUACCAGUGUGUACGGAUGAAAGAAAUACUGUGGGCAAAAGAAGGGAACUCUAUUGGAGAAAAGAGUGUAAAGAUUUUUCUCAGGACCAUUGGCCUCAGAGAAUACUCACGGUACAUUUGUUUCAACUUUCCAUUUACACAUGAGAGGUCAUUGCUUGGAAACUUGAGAUAUUUUCCUUGGCGUGAUGACCAGGGUGACUUUAAGGCUUGGAGACAGGGUCGAACUGGUUAUCCAUUGGUGGAUGCUGGAAUGAGAGAGCUUUGGGCGACAGGAUGGAUACACAACAAGAUUAGAGUGAUUGUUGCUAGUUUCUUUGUUAAGUUCCUGCUGCUGCCAUGGAGAUGGGGGAUGAAGUACUUCUGGGACACAUUAUUGGAUGCUGACCUGGAAAGUGACAUCCUAGGUUGGCAGUAUAUCUCAGGCAGCUUACCUGAUGGCCAUGAACUUGACCGUCUAGACAGUCCAGAGGUUCAAGGCUUCAAAUUUGAUCCAGAUGGUGAAUAUGUGAGGCAUUGGCUUCCUGAGCUGGCAAGAAUGCCGACUGAAUGGAUACAUCAUCCUUGGAAUGCUCCAGCAUCAGUUCUCAAAGCUGCAGGGAUGGAGUUGGGUUUGAACUAUCCGAAGCCUAUAAUCCCAAUAGAUUUGGCAAGACAGCGUUUGAUGGAUGCUUUAUCCGCGAUGCAGGAAUCAGAAGCAGUUGCAAGGACUGCAAAUUCUGAUGGAACAAUAGAAGUUGUUGUUGACAACUCUGAUGCUAUUGAAAAUUUGGCAAUUCCAAGGGUUGUAAUCAAGGAAAAAUCUCCAUACAGUAUCAGUUCUUCUCAUGAUCUGAAGGUUCCUUCAUUUCAUACAUUCAACAAGGAUUCUAAUGAGCGGAAGAGGACAAAAUACUGGGAAGAUGAAAGACCAGUUCAGCAGCAUUUACACUAUGACAACCAUGGAGCUGAGACCUUGAUAAGAGAUGAAGAAGACUUUUGCUCCACAGCUGAAUCUUCUUUAGCUAAGAAACGACGCACCAGUGCAAUUCAAUUCUCUGCUCCGCAAUCAUGUUCCUCUUUGUAUGGACCACCUGAUCCAACACAGCGGAGGCAUAGGAGGUUGUUGACUGAACUAAUCUUAAAUGCACCAGAAACAGAAAGUAUUGAUCCUUGAGGAAAAGAAUUAGUGGGUGAAUGUAUGUAUAAUAUACAUUUAAGUGCUUGAUAAAAACUUUAUGUUCCUUUAGCUUGUAAGGUAUAAACAAGUUUCUCACGCUGAUGCAAAUAUGUACUAAGGAGAGCACACGGUCAAUGUGCUUACAAAGUGAUAGUAUUUAAUUAUCUGUAA
Nelumbo nucifera (sacred lotus) is the source of this 2826-nucleotide messenger RNA. Its product is annotated as cryptochrome-1-like. Gene Ontology annotation, cellular component: nucleus; cytoplasm. The record is from RefSeq and is a predicted model, not a curated record. Gene Ontology annotation, molecular function: FAD binding; DNA binding; deoxyribodipyrimidine photo-lyase activity. Lineage: Eukaryota; Viridiplantae; Streptophyta; Magnoliopsida; Proteales; Nelumbonaceae. Gene Ontology annotation, biological process: blue light signaling pathway; circadian regulation of gene expression; entrainment of circadian clock by photoperiod.